Molecule: messenger RNA, 1602 nt
Organism: Vicia villosa (hairy vetch)
Lineage: Eukaryota; Viridiplantae; Streptophyta; Magnoliopsida; Fabales; Fabaceae
Product: F-box/LRR-repeat protein At2g29930-like
Exons: 4
Coding region: 184-1359 (391 amino acids)
Molecular function (GO): protein binding
Source: RefSeq, a predicted model, not a curated record
ACUUAUCAAUCAAAAAACGCAGAAGCCUUUGUCUUGCUCCAGAUUAUGCCGUCGUCCUUAGCACCGUCUCUCUGUUGACCUUCGUGAAGCCGUCAGUCUAUACUUCUCUGUCAAACUGUAAACCAUAGCGCCGCCGUCACUGUUCACCGUCGAUCUGUGGUGUUCCGUCAGCCUGCAAGGACAAUGAAAACAAGGAGACGAAAUUAUGGUAAAGACAGAAUCAGUAUUUUACCUGAUUGCCUUUUACUUCAAAUUUUGUCAAAUUUGGAAGUGAAUCAAGCGGUUGAAUUAUCCAUCCUCUCCACAAGAUGGAAGAAUCUCUGGAAACAUAUUUCCGUUCUUUCUUUGCAUUAUAGAAACUUUGAAUCUGUCGAAACUUUCGCUACUUUCGUUUCUCAAGUUUUCUCUUCUCGCAAUGUCAACACCUCUCUGCAAGCUCUCACUUUUGAGUGCCAACGCUAUUGUGACCCUGACCUGCUCGAAAGGAUCCUAAAAUACUUAUUUUCACACAAUAUCCAACGUUUAGAUAUGACAGUGACUUGUAGUCUUAAACACUUUCCACUCUGCACCAACUUUUCAUAUCAUACUUUAACCUCUCUUAAACUUACUUCAUGCCAAGAAUAUUACCGCCCGAGUUUUCUACCAGUAUUUCCAAAUUCCCUUCAAUUUCCUGCAUUAACCUAUUUGUCUUUAGGAUAUUUCACCUUUCGCUGCACUACUGAUGAUGGCUAUGCUGACCCCUUUUCGGUUUUUCAAAGUUUGAAUACUUUGAUUAUUCAUUAUUGUCAACUUUAUAAUGAAAAAACCAGUGCUGAAAACAACCUCUUCAUAUCCAGUGUCUCGCUUGUUCAUUUAACAAUAGCAUUGCAGGCCGAUUACAAGUGUUACAAAUUGAAGUUAUCUACCCCAAAUCUUUGUAGCUUUGAUUUUGUUGGUCAUCCUUUCCAAAAUCUAUGUGGACACAAUAACAUUAGCAAUACCAAUUUCUCUAACAUUAAACAUGUAAAGAUUGAGUUACCAAUCCUCAAAGUCACAUGUAGUCCUACAAUUCUAUUCAAUUGGCUUGUUGAGCUUGCCCUUAUGGAAUCAUUGACAAUCUCUUCAAAGACUCUUGAGACACUCAACUUAAUUCCUGAAUCAUGGAAGAUUGGUUUCUCUUAUUUACAUAACUUGAAGUUACUGAAAAUAGUAACGAUUGAACGUUUUUCUUUACCCGAUGGAAAAGAAGACUUUUUGCUUCAAAACGCACCGUCUGCAAAGAAAGUCAUUCUACCGGGACCUACCUUGAAGAGUAUAUUGAAGGAUUUAAUCAAUGAAGAACAGAUACUUAAAAAACGAUUUCGAUACCGACACUGUUAAUAGUUUAAAAAAAUGAAUAAAUUAAAUGUAAUAAGUGCUGGUGAAGGUGUCUAACUUAGACAUGGUCGGUGCUACAUUGGAUUUUAUGUCCAAGAGAUGAGAAUAAGCAUGGAUGCAUUGGUUUAUUUUCCAAGAGAUCGGACUAAAGCAAUGCUUACAAGAGAGAUCUUUCCAUAGGUAGAUAGCAUUAUUAAGACUUCCUAUAUAUAUUUUUCCCUUCAACUUAUUGAAUUAUUGUUUUUA